Molecule: messenger RNA, 4934 nt
Organism: Cuculus canorus (common cuckoo)
Lineage: Eukaryota; Metazoa; Chordata; Aves; Cuculiformes; Cuculidae
Gene: STK38
Product: serine/threonine kinase 38
Exons: 14
Coding region: 134-1531 (465 amino acids)
Biological process (GO): intracellular signal transduction; peptidyl-serine phosphorylation
Molecular function (GO): protein serine/threonine kinase activity; ATP binding
Source: RefSeq, a predicted model, not a curated record
GCGGGGCGGAGCAGGCGCGCUGCCGCGGCCCGGGGUGCGCGUCCCGGCGCGGGGACUCAGCUCGUCGCGGUCCUGCCCCGCGUUCUCCGCCGCCGCCGCAGCUCCUCGCCGCUCUCCUCCCGAGGGCUCCGCCAUGGCCAUGACGGGCCCGACGCCGUGCUCGUCCAUGAGCAACCACACCAAGGAGCGUGUUACGAUGACAAAGGUGACACUGGAAAACUUCUACAGCAACCUCAUCGCUCAGCAUGAAGAACGAGAAAUGAGACAAAAGAAGCUGGAACAGAUGAUGGAAGAAGAAGGCUUGAAAGAUGAAGAGAAAAGAAUCAGGAGGUCAGCACACGCGCAAAAGGAAACGGAGUUUCUUCGUCUAAAAAGAACAAGGCUUGGUUUGGAAGACUUUGAAUCCUUGAAAGUAAUAGGCAGAGGAGCAUUUGGAGAGGUGCGGCUUGUCCAGAAGAAAGAUACAGGGCAUGUUUAUGCCAUGAAAAUACUGCGUAAAGCUGAUAUGCUUGAAAAGGAGCAGGUUGGCCAUAUUCGUGCGGAGCGGGACAUCCUAGUGGAGGCAGACAGUUUGUGGGUUGUGAAAAUGUUCUAUAGUUUUCAGGACAAGCUAAACCUCUACCUGAUCAUGGAAUUCCUGCCUGGAGGUGAUAUGAUGACACUGUUGAUGAAAAAAGACACUCUAACAGAAGAAGAGACACAGUUCUACAUCGCUGAGACCGUGCUGGCUAUUGAUUCUAUUCAUCAGCUGGGUUUUAUCCAUCGAGACAUAAAACCAGACAACCUCCUUCUGGAUAGCAAGGGCCACGUGAAGCUCUCGGACUUUGGUCUCUGUACUGGGCUAAAGAAAGCCCACAGAACAGAAUUCUAUCGAAACUUGAACCAUAGUCUUCCCAGUGAUUUCACCUUCCAGAACAUGAAUUCCAAAAGGAAAGCAGAGACUUGGAAGAGAAACAGACGGCAGCUGGCUUUUUCUACCGUGGGGACUCCAGAUUACAUCGCCCCUGAAGUUUUCAUGCAGACCGGGUACAACAAGCUUUGUGACUGGUGGUCGCUCGGGGUCAUCAUGUACGAGAUGCUGAUCGGUUAUCCCCCGUUCUGUUCGGAGACUCCUCAAGAAACUUAUAAGAAAGUGAUGAAUUGGAAAGAGACUCUGACAUUUCCUCCGGAAGUUCCAGUAUCUGAUAAAGCAAAGGAUCUUAUUUUAAGAUUUUGCUGUGAAUGGGAGCACAGAAUUGGUGCAUCGGGUGUGGAGGAAAUAAAGAGUAACCCAUUCUUUGAAGGGGUUGAUUGGGAGCAUAUCAGAGAGAGACCCGCUGCGAUUUCGAUAGAAAUUAAAAGCAUUGAUGAUACAUCAAACUUUGAUGAAUUUCCAGAAUCUGAUAUCCUUAAACCAACAGUGGCAACAGUCAACCAUCCGGAGACUGACUACAAGAACAAAGACUGGGUUUUUAUCAAUUACACCUACAAGCGUUUCGAAGGUCUGACAGCCCGAGGAGCAAUACCAUCCUACAUGAAAGCAGGAAAGUAAUCAGUCUUUACCUGGGACAACUUCUGAGCCGUGGAAUUAUGUUCCUGUACUUUGGGUUUAUUCCCAUAAAAGAACUUGUUCUUUUUUUUCAAGAAAUCUUGAGGGCUAUCAACUCUUGGAAGACGCUUCAAGACCUUUGUUACACGCCCUGCUUCUCACUGAGGGGUUUUUCAUUGAAAACGUUUGUGUCAUCUCUGCUGCGAGCACAUUUUGCUGCUUCCGGAGCAACAGUUUCAAUUUGCAUUUUCUAUUCUUUGCCGGACUGUAGAGGCCAUCGGGAGAGGAGAUGCUUUGACGUACAAAGCCCGCGAUGGUCUACGGGCUGCUCUGCCAGUCCUGCGUUAAAGUGACAAAUUCAACCUGCCAAUUCUGCCAGCGCUGCUUUCCCCGUGGCAAAAGACUUCAGUUCGGAGGAAACAAAGCAAUAAUUAAAGCUUGAGAUGGACAACUCUCCAGUGAACUCUCCAGCAGAAGGACACAACUUGCAUUGCCUUAACCUUAGUUUGUAGUGCUGGUUUUUAUAAUGCUACUUGGAAGCCUCUUGAGCAGCGUUCCUCACCUCUGAGCGGCCUCCAGCUGUGGUGCACUUUACUUUUGGUACUAAGACAGUGACCCUCGAGCCAUUGGGUAUUUUUUCUGUAUUAAAAAUGGAUGUGACACUUUCUUUUCUAGAAGGUGAGAGGAGAAAGGGAUCGGCUCCUCCAGCGCCGGCAGCUCUCAGUUACCAUGUGAAGGGACGGCAGGAGAUAGAAGCUACAGCUGGUGCCACAGGUGGAUCCGGAAUUAGAGCAGGGAGGGAGGGAGGGAAAUUCGUUUAACCUGAUCAUUGCUGGACAACUCAUGUAGUGGGGGUGAGCUGUGAGGCUCCUGGUCCUGCUGAUGCCAUCUUUUGGCCGCUUCAAAGAUCUGCUGCGUGUUCUUCUGUUUAGAGACGGAGCCUCUUUUUGUGGCCGCCUUGGUUUUGAGAGGAACAGGAUCAGAUUCUUCCGUGAAUCUUGAUGACGGAAGCUUCCUGGGCUCGCUCUUCCUUCCAGAACUCCUUUGCUGGCGGCUAAGCCAGCUCCAGCUGUCCCCGUAGAGGCUUCCAAGGAGACGGUGCCUCACGACUCACUUCUGGGCAGUGGAACCCACCCCAUCCACUCUUGGAUUAUUGCCUUGUGUGAUCGAUAAAACAUACGCUCCGUUUGAUCAGGCUGCUCUCCAGGAGAGCCCCAAAGUGCCUUUCCUUGCUUAAGCAUCUCUUGGAACACGACCGCAUUUUGGGAGGGAGGAGUCUCCCUUGGUUGAGCUGUUGGGAAUCCCUUUCUAUGAGCGUGAGCUCUGCUUUGCGCCUGUUUUGUAGUUACCUCUGUGCUUCCAGGUGCAGAUGGCAUUAACCUCUACGCCUGCCUUGUUCCAAUCGUUAAUUCACAAUUAGAUUUUUUUUUUUAGAGGUUUCUAAAAGUACGAAUCAGUUUGAACUGUCCUGGAUUCUUCCGAACUCCCGUUGGUGCUGAACACUACAGAGCACAGACGAAAUCCACCCCCCUGCUGGUCAGAAACCAAACUCGAGCAGUAUUUCAAGGUAAAAAUAAGGCUUUCUGUUACAUUUAGCCCUAACUUUCUAGAUUAGGAAAUGAAAGAAAAUGGGUUUGUAGUGAAACUUGUCUUAAUAGGUGCUUUUAGGGAGUUUUUACUUAGAUGUCUUUUGAACCGAGUGCCAUCGUGAAGAGCCGUUUAGGGGAUUGAAAGGAUGGGAUAUAGCUAAAACGGGGUGAUAACUCGUUAGCAUCCUCUCCCUAACCACCCCUUGUGCUUUUUUUUUGUCUGUGUCUUAGGCGUUUAAUGAAUUGCCAUAAGCAGCUUAGAUACCACUUGGAUCCUACAGAGCUGAAAUGCAAAAAAAAUAGCCUUAAUUAGACGUCCCAGGACCACUGUGGUCGGUGGGGCUUACUCAGACGAAUAAGGGCUAACUGAAGUCAUGAGUUAUAGGAUUAGGCUUUUUAUCAACUGGUCAGUAAAAUCACCUUCUGCUCCCUUGAUAUUUUUUAUAAAGGACUGAUAGCAGCUUCUCAAGUUGCUCCAUCUCCUGCAGUUUCUUUGAGCCAUUUGAAAGUGUUGCCUUAUCAGAAAACCAAGAGGUAUUAUUAAUAUCAAAGCAUUUUUUUUUUAAACGAACAGCUUAGUUACUGCCUUAAAAUUAAAAGAAAAAAUAAUAUCAAAAUUAUUCAAAGCUACUGUGGAUUAGGAACAAAUGGUUUUGAGUAGCUGCAUUAUUGGCCCUUUACUAAAAGGGACUGGUGUUUUUAUUUAUCAAUACCAAAGAUGAAACUACACAGUUUUAAGUCGUGACAACGUGCUGGGAAAAACCCUCCAUAGUAAUAUGUAAUGUGUGCUUUUAGUCCAUGUGUUUUAAAGUCUUUUGGAACCUCAGAUUAGUCACUUUUUGAGGGGAAGGUGAAGUUAUUCAAAGGCACGCGGAGCAGUUGGGUACCUUCCUCCUGUUGUCAUGCAGGAGAAGGUGGAUCUCUUUGAGUACAGAUCCUCUUGGAUCUCGGGUGCAUCCUAAGCCUGUGUCCUAUGACAAAAGAAGUACAGCUUUGUCUUUCCAGGAUCCACACAUCACUGCUAACAGAUAAGGAUUUUUGUUCCAUCUCCCACCUUAGCCAAACACUUUUGUUGCUGCUGGCUUGUGUGUAUUGAGGUUUAUGUAUCUUAUAGCUCUUCUUUUUUAUAAACUGCAAGCAGUCGCUGGACUUCGAGGAGUAAUUCCACUCUGAAUUUUCAAUGAACAGAGAAUCACAGAAAGGUUUGGGUUGGAAAGGACAUCAAAGCCCAUCCAGUUCCAACCCCUGCCAUGGGCAGGGACACCUCCCACUGGAUCAGGGGCUCCAAGAACCAUCCAACCUGGCCUGGAACCCCUCCAGGGAUGGGCAGCCACUAUUUCCUUGGGUAACCUAUUCCAGGGCCUCCCCACCAUCAUUGUGAAAUUCUUCCUACUAUCUAAUUGAAAUCUUCCCCCUUCCAAUUUAAAGCCAUUCCCCUCAUCCUAUCCCACCAGGCCCUUGGAACAGCCCCUCCGCAGCUCUCCUGGAGCUCCUUUCAGCACUGGAAGCUGCUCUAAGGUCUCCUCGGAGCUUUCUUUUCUCCAGGCUGAACAACCCCACCUCUGUCUGCCUGUCCUCAGAUGCUGCCAGUUCACCUCUACAUCACACCUAGCGCAAACCUGCACUAAGUGUUCCUUAUCACUGUGCCCUGACUCUGCCUUAACCCAUAAGCUGAAAAAGUGGUCUGUAAAUAUUUAAAGCCGUUACUACAUUGCACUGUAAAAUUUGGCAAUUGUAUUGUGUGUGCCCGGGGGGGGCGGAGGGAGCCAACUUUUUAUGGAAUGAUCUUUGCAUUGUGUUGUGUAAAUAAAAUCCUC